Caenorhabditis elegans is the source of this 447-nucleotide messenger RNA. The record is from the annotation of a RefSeq genome assembly. NCBI's taxonomy places the organism in Eukaryota, Metazoa, Nematoda, Chromadorea, Rhabditida, Rhabditidae.
AUGCCUGGUGGGUAUUCUCUUAUUUUUUCUAAUUAUUAUUGUUUUUUGAAUUUUUCCUGAAUUUGAAACUGAGAUAUGGAGGCGAUUUUGAAAAUUAAGUUAGAAUGUUAAUUUUUGCUGUUCUCCUAACUUUUCUCAACGCUCAACUCACAUUAAGCGCCUUCACAUUGGGAUAUGGAUAUGUCGAAAAGGAGAGCAAAUAAAAUGGACUUGUGAAUCCCUUGAUGCACCCCUCAACUUUACUGUAGACCAUCCCUUCGCUCAAAUGCUCCAAGAUAAAUCUUUCGAUCUGCCUAUGUAUUGAAAAUUUCUCAAACAAAGCGGAAUGGGAAAGACAGUAGGCUCAAAUAUGGAGCUACAACAAAACAAAACCUGAUGGACCUAUUUGUCUGCAUGGAACACGACGAUUUGACCGUUAAUUGUAUAAUUUUUUUAUUUUAUUUAUGA